This is a messenger RNA of Exophiala dermatitidis NIH/UT8656, 1200 nucleotides long. RefSeq lists its product as uncharacterized. Lineage: Eukaryota; Fungi; Ascomycota; Eurotiomycetes; Chaetothyriales; Herpotrichiellaceae. Bases 1 to 1200 code for a protein of 399 amino acids. The transcript has 2 exons. The record is from RefSeq and is a predicted model, not a curated record.
AUGACGCUCUCUGGCCACUUAUUCCGCCGCGGCCUCGAGGCCGCCCAUGAUGUGUCCGGUGUGAUUGCUGCUGCUGACGAUGGAAGCGAUGGUCCCUCAGGCGAGGUGCACCUUUCGCCAUGGUCUACCAUGGUCUUCUUCCUGACGGCGGUAUCUCUCUCCAUCCUUCUUGGCUGCAUUGCCUACACCUAUGGCAACGUGCUUCCUACUCUGUGCAUGAUCGAAUCCCCAGAAACCCAAGCCUACGUCCCAGUCGACGUCCUCGACUCCAGUGAGCCACCGGCCUACUCUCCAGAGCCUCCGUCGAAGCCUUCCGAUGACGAACCUGAAGACCUGGACCUGGGAGCCCGCGCCGAUCCCGAAGUGCUUCUCGUCCGCAACAAGCCUUAUACCGCUUCGAUUCGUGAGAUUCUAGCCCACCUCAGAGCUCGGGCGGGAUACUGGUCUAGACUACGCGGUCUGGGCAUGUAUAUCGUAUGGACUUUCACCAGUGGCUCUCUGGUUGGAAUUAUUGGUGGUGCCACUGGCAGCCGGAUUGGAGUUGCGCUUGCUGCCAUUGUCGUUGAAACCUUGGUCGCCAACCUCCACAUGGCCUGGGUGCACAUUGUCAUUUCCGAGCCUAGCACGAAGAGAUGGUACCAGCGCAUUCCCCCGCUCAGGACAUGGCCAAAAAUUGCACCCGCUGUGGCUUUGUGGGCGACGUCGGCCCAGCUCGUGUCUGUACUUCCUGUUUUGGUUUCCGGGUCGUUCGGCUCCCUCAAGCAUAUGAAAAAUCCGGAGUACGAUCCUGGAACCAAGGAUCUUUAUGCCAUCGGCGGGCAAGGCUUCAUGGGCAUGUUCCUUAUGCUGGCCUUGUUUGUGCUGUUGCAAAUCCCGGCGACUGUGACCUUCGUCAGAGUGGCUGCAUCAAUGCUGCCAGAAGAAGACGAGGCGAUCGUUCCGUUUGACCGCACCUUCGGCGGAAGAACCACUCCGGAAAUCGUGGGCGGUCAAGGAAAGAUUGGUUUGGUCGAGGCGUGGAAGAGUUUCCCAUGGGCGAGCAGGAUCCGGUUGGUCAAGCUCAUGGUUAAGGUGUCGCUCAUUUUGAUGGGUUGCUGGAUUGGGUUCACGGUCGUUAUGGUUGCUGAGGCUCACAUCUUGUUUGGAGAUCAGCUCGGUGACUUGAUGAAGACCAUGCACGGAAUUGCCGGCCCUCGUUGA